AGAAUAUUUCAAUUUUGUCUAUUCUUUCGAUUGUUCCGUGGACUGAGGAGUUUCUGCAUUGGAAUUAAGUAUGAUUUUGACGGGGCUUAGCAAGAUAAUAUACAGCCCAGGGAUUCAUUCCUGCGUCAUUCCUAUCAUUUGGCAUACAAAGAAUGGUUACUGCAAUCACACUGGGUUUGCUUGUCUCGAUAUUGGUGCUCCCUGCUGCCUUUCAAACGAAUGGCAUCUCAGUUCCACCGAGCUACUCCAUAGAUCUCAUGGAUGCUGCCAAGAAUGAUAUCGAAUGGUUGAAGUACAUAAGGAGAAGAAUUCAUGAGUACCCAGAACUCAUGUUUGAGGAAUUUAACACAAGUGCCCUUAUCAGAAGUGAGCUGGAUAGAAUUGGGGUGUCAUAUAAUUGGCCAUAUGCAAAGACUGGUGUGGUGGCCCAGAUUGGUUCUGGACUGCCUCCUGUUGUUGCUCUCAGGGCUGACAUGGAUGCCCUGCCUCUGCAAGAGCAAGUGGAGUGGGAGCAUAAGAGCAAAAAUACUGGGAGAAUGCAUGCAUGUGGGCAUGAUUCACAUGUUGCAAUGCUUCUUGGGGCUGCCAAGUUGCUGCACCAUCGGAAGGAUAAGCUCAAGGGUACUGUAAGACUUUUGUUCCAACCAGCAGAAGAAAGGGGAGCAGGUGCUGCUAUGAUGAUCAAGGAUGGUGCUCUCAAAGAUGCUGAAGCUAUUUUUGGCAUGCAUAUUUCAACUUUAUUACAAACUGGUACCAUUGCCUCAAGGCCAGGACCAGUAUAUGCUGCUACUGCAAUAUUUCAGGCAACCAUUUUUGGUAAAGGUGGGCAUGCAGCAUUUCCACAUAUGAAUGCGGAUCCAGUUGUUGCAGCCUCCUUUGCUGUUGUGAGUUUGCAAGAGCUGGUUUCUCGAGAAAUGGAUCCUCUUGAUAGCCAUGUGGUUUCAAUAGGAUUUAUUGAAGGUGGGGAUGCACACAAUGUUAUUCCAAGCCAAGUCAAGUUCGGAGGCACCCUGCGAAGCCUGACAAGUGAAGGGAUCCUUUAUCUUAGGAAAAGAGUUAUAGAAAUUAUCGAAAGUCAAGCUUCUGUCCAUAGAUGUAAUGCUUCUGUAGAGUUUUUUGAGGAAUACUAUCCAAUAUAUCCAGCUACAGUAAAUGAUGAAUCAUUGCACAAUCACAUCAUAGCUGUUGGAGAAACCUUAUUUGGUCCAGAAAAUGUAAAGCUUGCCAAUCAGGCAAUGGUGGGUGAAGAUUUUUCUUUCUAUCAACAGAUUAUACCAGGUGCAAUGCUUUCCAUUGGCAUUAGAAAUGAAGAGAUUGGCUCUAUUCAUACACCUCAUUCUCCAUUUUUCCUUUUGGAUGAAGACGUGCUCCCUUUAGGAGCAGCCCUAUAUACUGCACUCGUAGAAAUGUACUUGAAGCAGCAUGAUGAAGAAAGAAAAGUCUGAAUUAUCAAGGAAGACAUUAUAAAAAGAGAAGUCAAUAUUUCCUUGGUUUUGUAUCAUUAAAAAUUCUGGAUAUAUUUAGCUUUGUCUUUCAAGAAAUUUUUAUCAUUAAAACUUCUGGAUUUAUUUA
Messenger RNA from Cryptomeria japonica (Japanese cedar), 1572 nucleotides. Its product is annotated as IAA-amino acid hydrolase ILR1-like 5. Bases 153 to 1445 code for a protein of 430 amino acids. Gene Ontology annotation, molecular function: IAA-Ala conjugate hydrolase activity. The transcript is spliced from 5 exons. Gene Ontology annotation, cellular component: endoplasmic reticulum. Gene Ontology annotation, biological process: auxin metabolic process. Lineage: Eukaryota; Viridiplantae; Streptophyta; Pinopsida; Cupressales; Cupressaceae. The record is from RefSeq and is a predicted model, not a curated record.